Messenger RNA from Rubroshorea leprosula, 625 nucleotides. Lineage: Eukaryota; Viridiplantae; Streptophyta; Magnoliopsida; Malvales; Dipterocarpaceae. The record is from the annotation of a GenBank genome assembly.
CAUGUUGACAUGUAGUGAUAGAGCCGGUUCGUUCAACCCUGCUAGUGGGGGUUAUACACCAGCAAAUCGUGUGCUCGCCAGUGGGAGGUUUAUAAACGAUGGCUGUGACCUAUAGAGGAGACGUUUAUUUCGUGCUCGUACUGACCCGUCUCACGAGUGCACGGUGUCUGUCGCGUCUCGAAAUCGAGUUUUGGGGUGUGACAGAUUUUGUGGUAUCAGAGCUUGGUUUAAAUUAAGAGUUUAGGUUGAAAUUAAGAGCUUAAGAUUAAAUUAAGCACCUCCAGAUUGAGUGGCAUUAGAGCAGAUUGAGUGAUAUCCGAGCCUAGGUUUAAUUGAAUACCUAGGAUUUGUUUUGGACUUGGCUAGCCAGUGGAUUUUAGUACCGUGGUGAGACGAGUGAUGGGGUUAUAUAAGGGACAAUUCUGAUUCAUGUUGCCUGAAUUUUCUCAUCCAUUUCGAUGAGAUGGUGAUCUGAUUGUUCUUGUUUCUUGCCUUCAUACUCUGUGUGAAGUUGUGAAAGUAAUCUUGCCCGUUAUGUCCUUAAGACCUUGUUUUGAAACUUGGUCAUUUUCUGAUAGUCCGCACUUGUUUAGGCUUGUUACGUGAAUAGAAUUUUUGUAUGCUC